Molecule: messenger RNA, 345 nt
Organism: Nylanderia fulva
Lineage: Eukaryota; Metazoa; Arthropoda; Insecta; Hymenoptera; Formicidae
Source: RefSeq, a predicted model, not a curated record
UUGCAAUUAUUACGUAAUGGAAUUGAAAUGCCAAUCAUGUUCGGAUAUAAUAGCCAGGAAGGCAAUUUUUUCAUAAAUGCCCUUGUGGUCGGCCUGGUAAACAACGAGACUUUAAAGGAAAUUGAUUAUGAUUUCAAGAAAGCCAUAUAUCCUAGAGUUUUGCGUCAAUUACCACAACUUGGGAUCACGCAUAUCUAUAGAGGCAUUAUACAAGCAAUUGAUACUCAAAUGAAUUCUAAUGUUAACGAGUCGACUUACUUGUACAAAUUUUCGUACAAAAGUGAAACCUCUCCUGUGAAGAAAAUAUUUUUCAAAACCGCUUUCAGGUAUUGCGUUGUUAAUUAA